AUGUUGAAAUCUAUGGUGAGGAGGAAUGUUGCAGCAUUGGGGUUUCUUUUUAGGCUGUUGGGUUGGGAGGACAUAACUAAAUUGUUUGUGGUUCAGUUGGUGGUGAAGGGGAUUUGCAGGGAUAAGGGGAGUUCGGAUAAUAGGAGGCCGGUGGUUUUUGAUAUGCUGGUCAAGUUGGUGGAGGUUUUGGGUGUGACAUAUGAGAGUCAAAUAGUGAAUAAAAAUAUAAUGUAUGAUGAUCACAACUGGUGGCAGGGCAAGCUGGAAAAUGCCAAAAAUGGUACUGCUGGUCUCAUCACUUCUCCUGAGCUUCAGGAAUGGCGAGUUGCCUGCAUUGCUAUGGAGAAAACAAAGCAGGAACAACAAGCUAGUUAUACUUAUUAUACUUGGUUUGGGAAGAAGAAAAAGCAGUAUAAAGACAAAUAUUUGGCAAAGCACAAUGCAGUAUUUGAUCAAUUAGAUCUCGUCACUUAUGAAGAAGUUGUGAGAUUGCAAGCUUUCAAAAGGAAAACACUAGUCCUUUUAGGUGCACAUGGUGUUGGCAGGCGACAUAUAAAGAAUACCCUAAUUACCAAACAUCCUGAUAGCUUUGCAUACCCCAUCCCACACACAACCAGACCUCCAAAGAAAGAUGAAGAAAAUGGAAAAAAUUACUUCUUUGUAUCUCAUGACCAAAUGAUGCAAGAUAUCUCUAACAAUGAAUAUCUGGAAUAUGGCAGCCAUGAGGAUGGAACAAAACUGGAAACAAUACGAAAGAUACAUGAACAGGGACUUAUUGCAAUACUUGAUGUAGAACCUCAGGCUCUGAAGGUCCUUAGAACUGCAGAAUUUGCUCCUUUUGUUGUGUUUAUUGCUGCACCUACAAUUACCCCUAGCAUCAACGAGGAUGAGUCCCUUCAACGCUUGCAGAAGGAAUCGGAAAUUCUUCAGAGAACAUAUGCACACUACUUUGAUCUAACUAUUAUAAACAACGAGAUUGAUGAAACGAUUAGGCAUCUGGAGGAAGCCAUUGAGCUUGUAUGCACAGCACCGCAAUGGGUUCCAGUGUCCUGGGUCUAUUAGACCAUUUUCAAGAUAACUGUCAAUGUUUUACUACGUUAAAACACCUUGUGCAGUACUUGGAGAAACCUCUAUUGUUGACAUUGUCAACUUUUCCUGGCCCCUAAAGACUACCUAUAUGUAGUGUGACCUAAAUUUAUAAUUAUUGUCAUGUCCUUAUAGAUGGGAAGGAAAACAGAGCAAAUUUUUAUGUUUAUUUAAAGAGACAGUAUCUUUUCUUAUACUUUUUCCUCCUAUAUUGCAUUAUAAAGUACCUUUUUUAAAACAUAUACAUUAUUUAGUCCUUUUGGAAUGUUAUAUUUUUGGAAAUUGUAUCUUUUUUGUUUCAAAGGCCUCUUAAAACUGCACAAAUGAUAUGCUGCUUUCUAUAAUCUAUUUUAAUAAUGGGGUAAUUGAAUUACUAAUAUACUAGGGUUACAACAUUACAUUCUUUUUAGCAUCUUAGUUCAAUAAUUUGAUUUAUAACACUAAUUUAUUUAAACAAUUUAUCAUAUGUCUGUUGAUAGAGGGAAUUCCACAUGUUCUAACGGCCUUGUUCACUUUAGAAGACUUACUUUAUAAAGUUAAUGUUUACUGCAUACAUUUUUGAUACUGUCUCUUUGAAGAAAUCUGUAAACAAUAUAGAGAUUUUAAAUUGGGUCUUAAUGCAUGUGGGCAGUCGCAAGCGUUUAUACUAUUGGUGUAUCUGUGUUGAACAAAACUGUAACCUACUUACAGAAACAUACAUUCCGUUCAUGGGAAACUGUACCUGAGGGAAUUAAAUACAAAUAUUGUAACCAAGUUGUAAACCUAUGCACAUCCCUUGCAUUUUGGGCAACUUUAUAAAGAAAAAAAGAAACCAA
Messenger RNA from Bombina bombina (fire-bellied toad), 1901 nucleotides. Its product is annotated as peripheral plasma membrane protein CASK-like. Gene Ontology annotation, molecular function: signaling receptor binding. Gene Ontology annotation, cellular component: cell-cell junction; basolateral plasma membrane; plasma membrane. NCBI's taxonomy places the organism in Eukaryota, Metazoa, Chordata, Amphibia, Anura, Bombinatoridae. The coding region runs from base 1 to 1062 and encodes 353 amino acids. The record is from RefSeq and is a predicted model, not a curated record. Gene Ontology annotation, biological process: regulation of neurotransmitter secretion. The transcript is spliced from 2 exons.